AUGCGUGCACUCGGCUUUCCCCAACAAAUAUCGUUGGAAAGUUUUCGUAAUCCUAACUGGGAUUUAGUAGAAGAAUGUUUGAGGUGGUUGGCGGCGAGAAUCGAACCUGAUGCCGCGCUGGCCGGGGGGAAAGACUCUGUAGAGCAACGUGUCGCUAUGGUCACACAUGCUAUUGAAUUAUUCCAUUCACGAGCCAACCUAAAGUUGAACGGUAAGAAGAUCUACGGUGCGGAUGGGUGGGCGGUGCGGGAGCUACUCAAAGUAGCCAAUCUUCUCCGAUCGGCUUUGGAGGCACGUAGUAACGAUGACGCAUCUAUUGACUCCAACCCUCUGGUUUAUGAUGUUAGCAAUCGUAUUAGUGAAAUAAAGGAAGCCCGAAGUCUGGCGACAGAUAUCACAGCGCAAGGAGCCUUUCUAUACGAUUUGCUAGGGAAAGAGCCCGAGAACAAGGAACAUCGUGACAAAGCCCUGUCACGUCAGCUCGACAUGUCGUCCCUGCAGGCAGCGCUGACGCGCGCCGCGCAGGCGGCGGCGGCGCAGGUGGCGGCGGCGCGCGCGCAGAUAGAUAACGUGGCCUCCAGCGAGGCCGCCCUCGACGCCAAGCUGGAGAGGCGGAGGGCCGAGCUGCAGAGGGCGGAGAAGAGGUUGCAUACAGUGCAGAAGAUAAAUGUCUAUGAUGACGAUUGUAAAGAUGGUGAAGGUGGUCUACAUAACACAGAUAUUGGAAGACACAAG
Messenger RNA from Brenthis ino (lesser marbled fritillary), 735 nucleotides. The record is from the annotation of a GenBank genome assembly. Lineage: Eukaryota; Metazoa; Arthropoda; Insecta; Lepidoptera; Nymphalidae.